GCUGGCCCAAGGCAGCGCCGGAGGAGGAGGGAAAGGCCCCAAACUCCUCCCAGCAUGGCAAACCUAGUCCCCCUGAUCCAAACUGGCAGUAAAAAAGGAAGAAAGGACUGGUCAGCUAGUCUUAUUGUUGCUUCUUUGGCUGGAGCCUUUGGAUCCUCCUUCCUAUAUGGUUAUAAUCUUUCUGUAGUAAAUGCUCCAACAGUGUUUAUCAAGAAAUUUUACAAUGAAACUUGGGAAAGACGAUAUAACCAUUCAAUAGCAGAAGAAUCAGUUACCCUGCUCUGGACUAUAUCUGUUUCUAUUUUUGCCAUUGGUGGACUUAUGGGAGCUUUAAUUGUUACCCCAGCUGUGAAGUAUUUUGGCCGAAAACGUACACUGCUGCUAAACAACGUAUUUGCUGUCAUGGCUGCAUUGUUAAUGGCAUUCUCUCGACUGGCAGGAUCCUUCGAAAUGAUUAUUCUGGGCCGAUUCAUAAUGGGUAUUGAUGGAGGUAUCUCUCUAAGUGCCCUCCCAAUGUAUUUAAGUGAAAUUUCACCCAAGCAGAUCCGUGGCUCAUUAGGACAAAUUACAGCAAUCUUCAUUUGUGUGGGUGUGUUCACUGGACAGGUUUUAGGGCUACCGGAAAUAUUUGGGAAGGAAUCCUUAUGGCCUUACUUAUUUGGAAUGAUCAUUGUUCCAUCAGUCAUUCAAGUUGUGGUCUUGCCUUUUCUCCCAGAAAGCCCUCGCUACCUGCUGCUUGAAAAACAUGACACAAAAGCAGCAGAAAAAGCAUUUCAGACGUUCCUUGGAAAAUCGGAUGUGUCAUAUGAAGUGGAAGAAGUUUUGGAAGAGAGCCGAAUGCAGCGAAACAUCCAAGUCGCAUCUAUCUUUCAGCUUUUGUGUGACAGCAGUAAGCGAUGGCAGAUCCUGACUAUAAUUGUCACCAUGGCCUGCUAUCAACUCUGUGGCCUUAAUGCUAUUUGGUUCUACACAAAUGACAUUUUCAAGGGAGCCGGAUUAAGCCCAGAAAUAAUCCCAUAUGUUACCUUAAGCACAGGAGCUGUUGAGAUUUUGGCUGCUGUUUUCUCUGGGUUGGUGAUAGAACGACUUGGACGUAGGCCUCUUCUCAUUGGGGGAUUUGGCUUGAUGGUUCUCUUCUUCGCAAUACUUACUGUGUGUAUGACUUUACAGGAUCAAGCAAUCUGGCUUCGAUAUCUCAGUAUAGUCUGCAUUCUUGCAAUAAUUGCAUCAUUUUGCAUUGGACCAGGUGGAAUCCCCUUUGUCCUAACAGGAGAGUUCUUUGCACAGGCUCAAAGGCCAGCUGCAUUUAUGAUUGCUGGGAUCAUCAACUGGCUCUCCAAUUUUGCUGUUGGGCUCCUUUUCCCUUUCAUUCAGCAUGGCUUACAGACAUAUUGCUUCCUGGUGUUUGCUGUCAUCUGUGUUGCUGGAGCCACAUUCCUUUUUUUUGUCCUGCCUGAAACAAAAAACAAGACUCUUGCUGAAAUCAACCAGGCAUUUGCCAAGAAGAAGAAGGUGCCUUUAGAAGUACGUGAAAUGGACCAGUUUGAAGCUGAGAGAAAAUCAAGUGGUGAACAAGAACCCAACUUCUCUUCUACACUGGACAAUGGAGAAGUCAAAACCAAAAUAGUCUAAAACCCAAUGUUUGGGGUUUUUUUCUAAGAAUAUUUUUGCAUCAUAUGCAUUGAUACCAUAAUCACUCCUCUGCCCAGACAUUUCUUUUUUAUCUUGGUGAGUUUGUAAGGAAAAUUGUUUUAACUGGGGUUGAUCUGUGAUAUGAAAAGUGGGAGGGUAUAAUAUAAAAUUAGCAGAGGCUCACCUGAAUGUAUGAAAGUUCAAAACUGAUCAUUGUUUACCAAGCAGACAGAGAAGAAACAAUACUGGCCAGCAAGUAUUUCAAACUGGAUGCAGUAAGGACUUCCCAUCGUUUAUUAGAUAGAAGGAGGCUCUACAUACAAUCAACGUGUGGAGCCUAACCAGGCUUCCCGCUCCCUGUGCACACAAGCAGACAGCCGUCCCUGGGCGGCUGGAUAGGCUGCCCACACAACUACCGGCUCCGUGACGGAGCCAGUAGGGGUGGUGGGGACUGGGGGGGCAGCUCGGCCCCUGGAAGUCCCAGGAUGUUCCAUGCAAGUGCGCGGGGCAUUCUGGGAAGACUUCCAAGGCCGGGCAGCUUGUUGUUGCCACUCGGCCAGGAGUCUACUCAUGAGUUGCCAUGGCAUCUCACGAUCUUGGAAAUGGGGUCGCUCCACUAACCUCGUCUAAGAGGAGUGGUACUUUGGGAGGUUUGUUGCCAGGAGCCAUGUGGCUCCCGUUGCAGCACACGACCUCACAAAAGUGGGCUGGGCUCCCUUAGCCUACUUAGGGGAGGUCGUGUGAAUAGCCUUGAGGUCAUGCUGUUGAUGCUAUUUUUUGACAUAACCACCUAUCUUCUGAGGCAAGAAGCCCUUUAGUCCAUGAGCCAGGCCCACAGAUUUUGGCCAUGGGUACAAUCUCAGGGGAUGAAUGCUCAUAUUGAUUUUUUUGCAACAUCCUACUCGCGAAGAGAUGGGAAACAAAUGAUAGCAUUGCUGCACUUACAGCUUUCUGUGAGUUAUCACCCUUCCUUUAUUAUUAUUAUUAUUAUUAUUAUUAUUAUUAUUAUUAUUAUUAUUUUAUUUUGCAUUUAUAUCCCGCUCUUCCUCCAAGUUGCCCAGAGCGGUGUACUACAUACUUAAGUUUCUCCUCACAACAACCCUGUGAAGUAGGUUAGGCUGAGAGAGAAGUGACUGGCCCAGAGUCACCCAGCAAGUAUCAUGGCUAAAUGGGGAUUUGAACUCAGGUCUCCCCCGGUCCUAGUCCAGCACUCUAACCACUACACCAUGCUGGCUCCUUUAUUCCAACUUCCCAAGCAAAUAAGGUAAAAUUGCAGUCAUUUUUGCACAGAGGAGAAAGUCAGGGCCAGGGUUAGGUUUAGCAAAUUGUUGUACUCUGUCCAUGGAAUGAUAUACUUGGAGGACAUUCCUGCCAAUGCUCAUUUACAUUCCUCUGGCAUCAUCAAUACAUUUUUAUUGUAGCUUUUGAGUUUUUAGAAGCUUUCAAAACAGUCAAAGCUUUCAGAACGGCCCAACAGUCAGGACAAGAAAAGCACAACACCACACUGAAAGCUGCAAUGCUAUCACCUAUUUUUCAUCUUUAGGAGUGUAGAAGACCUUGUCGAACAUCACAAUGUACAUUUGUCCCCCCUGGUGGUACCAACCACCCCAGCUGGCUUAUGUACUAGAGUGUUUCCUAGUUCUCCCAAGAUACUUGUAAACUUGAAGUAGCAAAACUGAUUGUAGCCGUGCUCUCAGAGAACUGGCUGGGGAAGAAGGCAAUAAGCGAUUUGCUGCCAGGCCUUGACUGUCUAGUUUGUCUUCUCCCUAAGGCCCACAGAGAAGUGGCAGGGGACAGCAUGGUCUUUGGACAUGCCUGUCCAGUGGAUGGAUCUGUCCUAUGAAAAUAGCUCCCAUAGACAUUGUCCUUGACUUGCAAAACUAUUACUGAAGUGUGCUUUCAAUAUUAAGUGUCUUAUCCUAUUUUCAUAUUGCAUCAUCUGGUCCAUAACUGCUUAUCCCAUUUGCCUUUUAGCAGUUUUCAGGAGAGAACUAUUAGGCAUUUAAUUGAUCAUGACACACUACAUACAUAUUAUGGAUCUUUUAGACUCACACUGAGUCCUCAUAUUAAGCCUCAGAUCAUACCCUUUUUUUCCCCUGCUCAGUCCAUGUAGUUUCAUACGUUUGUAAAUUUUAUUUGUGUGAUUUUAUGUAAGAUAUGGGUCCUGCUGUGUUUUAAAUGGGUGUGUUUUUAUUUAAGUCAAAUUUAUGCAACUUUUUAGUAUUUUGGAAAUGUUGUCAUGGAAUGUCAGCCACUUUUUCAAUAACUGAGUUUCAAUUGUAUGUAUUUUGAAAAUCUGAGCAACAUCAUGCACUUAAAUUCAGGCUGAGCCAAUCCAGUUUCAGUAAUGUAAAUAGUUUAUGGUUUGGGGUACAUCUGAUUUGGACUUCUCAGAGACAUUCUCAGUUCUGUGCAUUUACACCUAUGGAAUCAUCACCUAUGCAGAGCCUCAUGCAGAACAUGCUAGAGGUCAGCCUGUGUGAGCAGUGGCUCUGUGGAUCAUGCCCACAUGUCCAACUAGGCAUGAUCUGCCCCUCCUGCCUCAGUUCUUUCACCCCUGUAGCAGUAACUUCAGGAAUAACUCUCUCUUGGUUUUUGCAAUUAUUAUUAUUGUUAAACUUAUUUGGGAGCCAAUGAUUGUUGGAACUGCAACUAAGUCAUUUUCUUGUAUUCCAUCCUUCUGUUACUUGUAAUUAUUCGUGUUUAAUUCACUGAGAUUAUUAAGUUAUUUGGGCUUGGUAUUGCUCGAGCCUUGAGAGUUAAAAUGACUUAUUCCCAACAGAAUUUAGGCCUUAAUCAGCAGUGUAUGAACUCUACACCUUAAAAGUAAGAAUAGUCAUGCAUUCUGGAAGAUCACAGCCCUGUAGAAUACAAUGUGUAUUGUUUAUUUUGAAUAACAAUGUUUAACCUAACACCAUCAAAUUUAGGAUCAAAUUUGGACCAAACAAUGCUAGUCCUACCCUGCAUACCCAAACCUAUUGGUCAGCACCAGAUUUAUUUAUUUUUCCAGCAGCAGACAUGUCAAUUUCUACAUUCCAUAAUCCACCCUCCAUCACUUUUCCCAAGGACUGGGAGUAAAAUAAGAAUAGAAGAUAAUGGAUCACUUUGGCUCCAUUGUUCAUUGUGGUGAUUCCUCCCUUGUUCAGUCACCCUUGGGUAACUGCCCAGUCUUGCUGGAUGUUAACACUGGCUGUGCCUUUAGCACUUGUUAAAAGACCUUCAACUUUAUUAUGCAGAUUCCUUUACGUCCUGUGACACUCUUUUGGUGGUGGUGCUAAUAGUCCGGAAGCCCAUUCUUUCCCCUAGUCUAGGUUACUGAAUAUUCUGUUUCUCCCUCAGUCAGGCGGCCAUACAGUGUCUCAGCUGGUACUACCAUGUACACGCUCUAGAAACCACAUUCUCUCACAACUUAUUGCCCUAGGUGGACUAAGCAGGUGCCAGGCAACAAGCCAGCUAGUUAAACCAAAGAGAACAAAAUAACUUUUCCACUAUCCCUGCCUGUAAAUUGAUAACUCUGUAUCUCUUGGUAACAGUAGGCUCCUAAAAAUUUAGCUAUUAAUCCUUGAUAAUAAGUGUAUAAUAAACUAAAGGCAUCCUGGCCUAAAUUUCAUUUUUGCUAAACUCCUGAAAUAAAAUCAUCCAUUUAUAACUUAAGGCACAAAUAUUUACAAUUGCAUCCUGAAUGAAUCCAUUUUAACCUUACCAUUGUCCCCUUUUUCUUGUUCAAUGUGCAAAAUUUCCCUUAGAAAGGAAAUUGAAGUAAAUUUGAAGGGAAUAGCUUUCCCCUAGCUAAGAGCUCCUCCAUGUUUCCUGUUUGAGAAAGGGCCUUGAUACAGAGAUAUAUUGAAAAGGACUGUGUGAAGCAACACUGUUCAUUAUCUUGUACCAAGGCAGUCCCUUGUUCAUUUGGGGACUGCCUUGGUACAAGAUAGUGUUCUCUCGCUAUGCUCAGAGAGAAUAGAAAUGGAACCAGCCAGGAGGAUGGUGGCAAAGCGGGAAGAGAAGCCAAAGCUGCCAAAUCACUUCAGAAGCUUUGAUUUUGACCAAACGUAUGAUGUUCCUGUUCAGAUCCAAAUCAAAUCUUUGGUCAAACUGGACUGAAUACCUUUCAGAUCUAAUCCACCACCAAAGCAUCACACAACCCUAGUACUGAGCCUUCUCUUGCUGUACACAUCUGCAUUCUUGCAGGAAGAUGUGUAUCUGGCCAAACUGCCAGGGAAUUCUGGGGUGCAGACUUCGUGGCCCCAUCUCUUAACUACCUCAGGUUUAAAUGCAUCAACGUCAUAAUUCCCUUGAAUACUAAACGUGGACGAUCCUUUGUCAAUUUGGAAGUGAAACCUUUACUAUGAAAUUAAAAUAAAAGGAAACCAAAUGACCAAAGACUUGUGUUCAAUACCUUCCAGGGCUUACUGAAUGCUGAGGGCAGUUGAGCCACAGAAUGUUGAAUG
Messenger RNA from Hemicordylus capensis (graceful crag lizard), 6080 nucleotides. It is a transcript of the gene SLC2A9, whose product is annotated as solute carrier family 2 member 9. Gene Ontology annotation, molecular function: hexose transmembrane transporter activity. The transcript is spliced from 12 exons. Gene Ontology annotation, biological process: monosaccharide transmembrane transport. Lineage: Eukaryota; Metazoa; Chordata; Lepidosauria; Squamata; Cordylidae. Gene Ontology annotation, cellular component: membrane. Bases 55 to 1632 code for a protein of 525 amino acids. The record is from RefSeq and is a predicted model, not a curated record.